Sabethes cyaneus is the source of this 2346-nucleotide messenger RNA. Its product is annotated as zinc finger protein 62 homolog. The record is from RefSeq and is a predicted model, not a curated record. Gene Ontology annotation, molecular function: zinc ion binding; DNA-binding transcription factor activity, RNA polymerase II-specific; RNA polymerase II transcription regulatory region sequence-specific DNA binding. The transcript is spliced from 6 exons. The coding region runs from base 86 to 2275 and encodes 729 amino acids. Gene Ontology annotation, biological process: regulation of transcription by RNA polymerase II. NCBI's taxonomy places the organism in Eukaryota, Metazoa, Arthropoda, Insecta, Diptera, Culicidae. Gene Ontology annotation, cellular component: nucleus.
CUUUGUUUUUGACCGGUUUAAUCCUUAAUGUUUUUAAUUAAAUGAAUUAAAAUUCGUUUAAUACACUACUGACUGUUUAUUGAACAUGACCGCGAAAAGUGUGAAAGUUUUAUUCCGAUGUUGUGUGAAAGAUUGCGACGCGUUUUACGCAAAAGACCGACAGAAUAAUGAAAGCUUUUUUCGUCUUCCUGAUCCUGAACGAAUUACCACGCCACAUCUUUGCCGUUUGGCUCGCAUGCGUUUAGUCGCCUGGAAUAAAUAUUUUUCAAAAAAGCUUUUUACGCUGCCGAAGAAUCGGAGAAUUUGUGGCAGGCAUUUCGUUUCAGGUCAGCCUGCGAAACUGACGGAUACCAAAGGUGUGGAUUGGAUCCCAAGUCUCUAUCUGUCGAACAAUGCAACAACGGUUACAACUGAAGCGCUGAAGGAUGUCUCUUCAACCGAGCCAGUUGACGAUUCAACAGUUACCAGCAUAGCUCCGCUGGAUACAGUAUACGUAGAUGAUGGACAGUUUUCGUCGUUCAACACUGAAAUAAGCAGUAUAGAUCCGAUAAAAAACGACGACCAGUUGAGCCGUUUUUGUCGACUGUGCUUGCGAGAUCUGCCAAACCUGCUGCCUAUAACGUCUCCUUUCGAGGAUGUUUUCAUCUCAGAUAUGUUACUGGCGGUUGCCGGAAUAAGUUUGCAUGAUCAGAAUGAAUUUCCAGAAAAGCUAUGCGACGGGUGCUUAGUAAAUUUACAAACUGCUUACGGUAUUCGGAAACAGUUUGUUGAAGCGGACUCGAUCCUCAGAGAAAUGGCUCAGAACGAAAAUGUUCCACUGGUUGUUAGUUUGCGAGAAUAUCAGGAAAACGACUAUGAUAAGACGAAAGCUGUUGUGGCUGAACCAUCAUCGGAGGAACAAACGCAACAGAAGGAUGGUUCUCGUGACACUGGUGACGAAGAAACAUUUGAAUUCGAAUCGCAGCAAAGUAUAUCAAUUAGUACUAAAGAAGCAGUUAAAAAGUUUAAACGUAUUGUUAGAAAGAGUAUUCUAUUUCAAAACAAUUUAAAAAGGAAAAAACGCCGCUACGAUAUGAAAAUGCAAGAAUCGAAAGUUGAUCCCAAUAAAUGCUACAUUUGUUCGACGGUUUUCAGUGACCCGGAAAGUCUAAGUGUACACAUGCCAUCGCAUGUGCAGAUGAUUCCGUACAACUGUGACUUGUGUGUUAAAUAUAACGGGCCCAACAAGGUCAUGAAAUCGCUUGUUUUGCUUCAUAGGCACUUCCGAAUGCAUGCCGGUCCAAUCGAAUGUCCGAAGUGUCCGGUCAAGUUUUAUACCGUUACCAGAUUGCAUAACCAUAUCCAGCGGUAUCACAGCAAACAUGCCGGUGAAGAAUACAUCUGUGCAAUAUGCGGCAAUAAAGUAUUGGGCCGGAAAGAUUACAUGUUUCAUUUAAGAUCUCACAAGGCACUGCAGGAAGGACGCUUUACAUGCCGAUUUUGUGAUAAAAAAUUUACACUAAAAGUACGUUUAGUCCGACACGAGCUCGGUCAUACCGAUGAAAAACCGUUCAAGUGUAAAUACUGCGAGAAAUGUUUUACCGUGCAGAGCUCACGAUACUCACACGAAAGAACGCAUACCGGUGAGAAGGGAUACCGUUGCGAAUUCUGCGGCAGUUCCUAUCGGACCGUUUCCGGCCGAAGACAACAUCAACAGACCAUGCACGCAAAUAUGCCUGGAGUACCACCCCGAGCUCUGAAAAGCAGAUUUUUUCUUCGGCAACCAGUAAAAUGCAGUGUGGAAGGGUGCAGCUACGUUACUAACAUUCGCGCCAGACAUUAUAGGCACAAGAACAGCCAUGAAAUGAAACAUCACUGUGAACACUGCUCGGAACGGUUCCCUACUAAAGAAAAGCUGCGGCAGCAUACGACCAAGCACACCGGAACCAAACCUUACUGCUGUGAUUUGUGUGGCAGAGGUUUUAAGUGCAGGCUCGGUUUAAGUGAGCACAUGGACCACCACACCGGUAUUCGACCGUAUAAGUGCGAAGUAUGCGGGAUGGGGUUCGUUCGCGAGCGACACUUGAAGAGCCAUAAUGUAACGCACAGCGAAGAGAAAAACUAUGAAUGUUCUCUUUGCGAUAAAAGUUACAAAUACCAACAAAGCCUAGGCAAACAUGAACGUUCCUAUCACACGCGAGCGGUGCCGAAGUUAGGGCUGGAUGACUGUGUGGACGAUACGAUGGAUUCAAUCGAGAAGGAUAUCGGAUGUUUGUUCGAGGAUGACUGCGAAUAAGGUUGGUAAAUUAUGUCAAUUGAGCAGUUAUCGAAUAUUAUAGUGCAAUUCAAACAUGCGGACAGUUUCUU